This is a messenger RNA of Strongylus vulgaris, 782 nucleotides long. NCBI's taxonomy places the organism in Eukaryota, Metazoa, Nematoda, Chromadorea, Rhabditida, Strongylidae. The record is from the annotation of a GenBank genome assembly.
AUGGUAAGGAAAGGAGGAAGAAGAGUUAUGAGACCUGAUUUGGAGCCGGACUCACAGACUGAAGUGAAAUCGGACUUGAUACACCUGGUACGCGAUUGCUGGGAAGAGGAACCCGAAAACAGACCAAGAAUUCAGGAUGUGCGGGUUGUGCUAAAAGCAUCUUUUGGAGGAAGUCAUUAUAUGCUGUCAAUCAAGUUUUUUAGGCGUGCAAAUCUUAUGGACCACGUAUUCAAAAUGAUGGAAAACUACGCAAAUUCUCUUGAGGAUGAAGUUGAAGCACGUACAAAGGAGCUAGUUGAUGAAAAAAAGAAGAGCGAUCUUUUACUGAGUCGAAUGCUUCCAAAGCAAAUAGCAGAACAGCUGAGACAGGGUCAAGCAAUCGUCCCGGAAGCAUUUGACAGUGUGACCGUGUUUUUCUCAGACAUUGUAUCCUUCACAGAAUUAUCAUCAAAAUGCACACCUAUGCAGGUUGUCGACUUUCUCAACGAGUUCUACACAGCAUUUGACAGCACUAUCGCAGAAAAGGAUGUGUACAAGGUGGAGACCAUCGGCGAUGCAUAUCUUUGUGUAUCUGGACUACCUCAUCGGAACGGCACGGAACACAUCAGAGAAAUUUGUUUGAUGUCAAUAUCGUUGCUGAAAAAACUCAGAGAGUUUCGCAUUUCACAUAUGCCAUCGUACAGGGUCAUGAUACGUAUUGGUAUUCACACGGGUAAGUCUUUCUCAAAACUUUCUAUGAGACUCUUUCUAAUCUCCUGUCCAAUCUUAAAGAUGCCCUAGGA